GGUAUAUAUGGCCUACAUAUGCAGUCUGGUUAGGGUUAGGUAUACUGUACUAUAGCUUUCUAACUUCAAAAAAUCUGUAUAUAGUAUAUAUCUGUAUUAUUUUGCUCUGUACCUCUCUGGCCGUCUUCUUGUGCUGCUCAAAUGCUAAAUCUUAUCUUAAUAUUUAAUUUCGUUGAGCUUACGUCAUUAGUGUAAGGUGUUCCAGUUACUUUGUCCACCCCCAGUAGUUUCAACUCCUCCUCCAGUCAUUAGCUUUCUAUAAAUGUCAAGCCUCUCAUAGGAGGGCAGAAAGUUUACUAAAUUAGUUUUUUACAGUGAACUGACGAUGAGACACUGACAAGCCAUCUGUUUUCCUAUUCUUGUAACAACAAACAGCGGGUAAGGAUAUUGUAUGUGGUUAGUAACAAAGAUAUUAUAUGCAAUUUUCGUGUGACUGAGAUUUGGAAAAUUGGAUCUUCUCAAAAAUAAUAAAUGGAAGAAGUUACAUUGACAAUGUUUUUUUAAAUCAUAUUUCUGUAGGCAUCUGGUGAGAGAAUGAAUGCUGAUGACUGCAAUGGAUGCUCAUAUGCACAAGGUAAUGGAGGAGAGUCAUCAACGGAACAUGAUUUUUAUAGCGGGUUGCAGGGCCCUUCGGCAAGAUCCCCAAACAGUCAGCAGUCCUCACCACACCGCUCCCUUAGUGCGAACUCCAUCAAGGUUGAGCUGUGCAGCGAUGAUGAGUCACCAGGUGCUCCACAGCCAGACAACAGAGAGGCUGUGAGCGACGAUGGCAGGAGGGAUGACAGAGGGGACCCCAUGGAGGAAGGGAGCACAGAGUACGCUGGGGCCGGAAGAGACAGAGGGAGCCUUUAUAACGAGAUGGCCAGUCCAAACUCUGCUUCGCCAGGACCUCUCCGCCUGCCCAAUGGGAAGCUCCAGUGUGAGGUGUGCGGCAUGAUCUGCAUCGGGCCCAAUGUGCUGAUGGUGCACAAGCGUAGCCACACAGGCGAGAGGCCGUUCCAGUGUAACCAGUGUGGAGCUUCGUUCACCCAGAAAGGGAACUUAUUGCGGCACAUCAAGUUGCAUUCGGGAGAGAAGCCUUUCAAAUGUCCCGUUUGCAACUACGCUUGUCGCCGGAGAGAUGCCCUGGCUGGACAUCUACGCACACAUGCAGCUUCUUCUCCAACGGUGGGAAAACCUUUCAAGUGCAGCUACUGUAGUCGCAGCUAUAAACAACAGAGCACACUGGAGGAACAUCUAGAGCGCUGCCACAGUUAUUUGAAGAGUCUGGACCAGACAGCAGCCAUUGCACAGACAGCACAGGGUGAAGAGUCGGUAAAUAUGGAGACAAUUACAAAACCUUCGCUCCAGCCAGCCAAUGAAAAAAUCCAGCUUGUGGAUAGACUGGCUAUGAGCAUCACCAAGCGCAAGAGAUCAACACCACAGAAGUUUUUGGGUGAAAAGCACAUACACCUCGCCCUACCUGAAGCACCUUACGAAUUGUCCUCUGGCUCUGAGAAGGAGGCGGACCUCACGAGCUCUCGGCCUGCUGGGGACUCUGCUGGGUUGGCCAGUCCACGUCUCCAAGGCAGCAGGGGUAAAAGGGAGAACCAUGAGCCGCCUGCACUGUCUCAGCUCCAUCCUGCCUUCCUGACGGAGAUACGCACGGUUAUCGGCUCCGUCAACAGCAACUUGACUCCUCAGGGCCUCCGAGCCCAUGGUGGCAGCGGGCUGGCAGCAGUGACCCUUGGCCUGGCAGGGCAGCAGGCAGGUGAAGGCCGCGAUGACCAGCGCCCAGCCCGUAGACACAUCACCUCGCCCAACGGCUGCCCCGACUCUACAGACGCAGAGAGCACAGCAGAAGAGCAGAGCACAAGGGCUACAGCCCCGACAAAUACCUCCAACAACCACCACCUCCACUACCAAACCCCAGCACUGCCCCGCAGCCAUUCCACUUCCAGCCCCAGGCAGGCCAAAGACUUGGACCCAGAGUGGGAGAGAGCGUGUCCUGUGCCCACCACCAUAGCAAAGAGGAGCCCUGUCGCACCCCUUUCUUCCCGGGAGAUUGUGCAGGUGUUAGACAGGGAUGGCCGGCCUGUGCGCUCUUUCCACUGCCGGCACUGUCGCAUCCUCUUCCUGGACCAUGUCAUGUUCACCAUCCACAUGGGUUGCCACGGCUUCCGCCAACCCUUCGAGUGCAACAUCUGUGGCCACCGCAGCCAGGACCGCUAUGAGUUCUCUUCUCACAUCAGCCGCGGAGAGCAUCAGGUGGGCUGAGGAGAGGGGAUAGUGGUCGGAUGAGGAGAGGUGGCUGUCGCCCUCUAAAGUUGUAGGCUCCCGUUUGUUCUGCACCAGAUCAGUUGCUUUAAAUCCCUAGCGUAAAUAAAAGGAUUUGUGGUUUUACAGUGAGAACAUUUAUUGCACCAUUUAAAGUUUAGUGGAGGCAAAUUGCAUUCUAUGAUUGAUUGCAAUCCCUUAUAAAAUCAUCCGGCAAAACUACUGGUUUUGCUUCAAAAGUGCCUUCUUUGGGGAUUUCCUCUUAACUUAAAAAAAAACUGUAGGGGAACUGGUGCUCAAAAAUCAAACUAGCCAUCUUUUGCUAAGUGAUUUAGUCAGCACUUUUGAAAGGUUGUGCACAGGCAGUUAAGGUAAGCAUGGCAUGUACAUUUUAAGAAUUCUAUUUGGUAUGCUUAGUAUGCACUAAGAGCUUUGUUUUUGUGGUUGAGGUGGGUACUUUGUGUCGUGUGUCAGGUAUGCUUAAUAUGCA
Anarrhichthys ocellatus (wolf-eel) is the source of this 2746-nucleotide messenger RNA. RefSeq names its product IKAROS family zinc finger 4 (gene ikzf4). The record is from RefSeq and is a predicted model, not a curated record. Gene Ontology annotation, biological process: regulation of transcription by RNA polymerase II. The transcript is spliced from 7 exons. The coding region runs from base 535 to 2256 and encodes 573 amino acids. NCBI's taxonomy places the organism in Eukaryota, Metazoa, Chordata, Actinopteri, Perciformes, Anarhichadidae. Gene Ontology annotation, molecular function: RNA polymerase II cis-regulatory region sequence-specific DNA binding; DNA-binding transcription factor activity.